AUGGACGGGACCACCGCUCGGGAGAGCGGCGACGUAGACAGGGCAGAGGCGGGACCGCUCAGGGAACUUGCUUCGGAGGCGCAGGGCUGCUCGGGGUACCGUCGUCAAAGGCGGAUAAAGAUCAGGGCAAUCGCCGGCAAAGACAGGUGGUCAGCAGAGGCAGCCGACGGCUCGGGAACAGACUGGUCGUCGGCAGGGAGAGGCCGACCACUCUGGAACCGGAAAGGUCUCCAUAGCGUGGUGCUGGGUAGUGGAGACUCUGCACUGAAAAAACUUUCUGCUCCAGAUGCGUUUUUGUGGUAUUACCUGGACACAUGUGUGUACACCUCCUCUGAACUUCCUGACAUAGAGUACAUACGCUCUCUGUAUUUCAAUAAGAUAGAAUUUAUGAGGUUUAACAGCACUGUGGGGAAGUAUGUUGGAUAUGAUAAGUUUGGUAUCUAUAACGCAGAGCGCUGGAACAACGAUCCUGCAGAGAUGGCACGAAGGAGAGCUGAGAAAGAGAGAUACUGCAAACAUAAUAUAAAGAUACAGUAUCGAAAAACACUGGAUAAGACAGCUGAGCCCAGUGUGAGACUGACUUCAGUGACGCCCCCUAGUGGCCGACAUCCGGCCAUGCUGAUGUGCAGUGUCUACAACUUCUACCCCAAAUACAUCAGUGUCACCUGGCUGAGAGACGGACAGCCGGUGACCUCUGACGUCACUUCCACCGAUGAGCUGGCAAACGGUGAUUGGUACUACCAGAUCCACUCCCACCUGGAGUACACGCCCAGGUCUGGAGAGAAGAUCACCUGCAUGGUGGAACACGCCAGUUUCCCCUCUCCUAAGAAAGUGGACUGGAAUCCCUCCAUGCCACAAUCAGACAGAAACAAGAUCGCCACUGGAGCGUCAGGUCUCCUUCUGGGUUUGAUUUUGUCUUUGGCAGGUCUGAUCUACUACAAGAGGAAGGUCAGAGGUCAGUAA
This is a messenger RNA of Lampris incognitus (smalleye Pacific opah), 963 nucleotides long. Its product is annotated as H-2 class II histocompatibility antigen, E-S beta chain-like. Gene Ontology annotation, biological process: peptide antigen assembly with MHC class II protein complex; immune response; positive regulation of T cell activation. Lineage: Eukaryota; Metazoa; Chordata; Actinopteri; Lampriformes; Lampridae. The record is from RefSeq and is a predicted model, not a curated record. The coding region runs from base 1 to 963 and encodes 320 amino acids. The transcript has 5 exons. Gene Ontology annotation, molecular function: MHC class II protein complex binding. Gene Ontology annotation, cellular component: membrane; MHC class II protein complex.